This is a messenger RNA of Knipowitschia caucasica, 984 nucleotides long. NCBI's taxonomy places the organism in Eukaryota, Metazoa, Chordata, Actinopteri, Gobiiformes, Gobiidae. The record is from the annotation of a GenBank genome assembly.
AUGACUCUCACACCUGAGGCUUCUGGACGUGGACAUUGUAGAGUGUUGUCCUCUCCUACAGUUCAGAGCAAACCCAGUAUUUGGAUCCAUCAGCCAGACUCUGCCCAAAGUACUUCACCUCCAGUGCCAGGGCAUCCUCUCACAGAAUGGCUGGAAAAGAGUGUUUUCCCCGUUUUACUGCCUGGACUUGAGGCAUUGCAAAAUGAAUCUGUGAAACAAGGAUGCUUAAAGCGUAAAGUUACAGCAUUUAAUCCAUGUGACUUCCUGACGGAGUGGCUUUACAACCAAAACCCCCGUCGAAAAGGACAGAGGCCUGUGAGGUGGUGCGACAUCCCAUUUGUGAAGGAGUGGCUGAGCCUCCAUCCGAGGUCGCCCAUUCCUUUAUUUUUACAACUAAGUGAUGCAGAGGCCGCUCUCAUUAUCCAGGCGUUUUGGAGAGGAUACAAGGUAAGGGCACAGCCAGAGGUCCAGGAGCUCCGACAGUGGCAGAAGGAACUGAGGGAGAAUCAGGACAUUUUCAAAACAGUGCAAAGGUUCUGGGCCCAACAAGAGAGCAGAGAAGGUUACGGCAGACGGACAGGUGCAGCGCUCAACAGGUCAUGCAUCACAACAAGACCGUCCUUGACUGGGACUGACGCGCUAGAUAUUUAUUGCACCAUGGAGUCGAAUAACAAGCUCCAAGUGCAGAGGGCAAAGCUCGGCUCGUCUAUGGCUGAUCUUCCCGAAAGCCCUCAGCUGGAGAACUCGGACGUCUCUAUCCAGGUGGUGUCUCCCACUCCUCAGAGCACCGUGGUCCACACCCCCACCAUCCAGAUGACCCCUGGUGAGUGGCUGACCCCCAGUUUGAGGGGUCUGCCCGACAUCGGCUCUGCAGCUCUGAUGGCAAAGUUCACGGCGGCAGCUGAAUCCAGUGACAAAUCCCUGACGUCAGUUUCCCCCUCGUCACUGGGGGCUCACGGCUCAGAUGCAACACGUACAAACUGA